Messenger RNA from Numida meleagris (helmeted guineafowl), 3276 nucleotides. RefSeq names its product golgin A5 (gene GOLGA5). Gene Ontology annotation, cellular component: Golgi membrane; Golgi cisterna. Gene Ontology annotation, biological process: Golgi organization; retrograde transport, vesicle recycling within Golgi. The record is from RefSeq and is a predicted model, not a curated record. The transcript is spliced from 13 exons. The coding region runs from base 199 to 2409 and encodes 736 amino acids. NCBI's taxonomy places the organism in Eukaryota, Metazoa, Chordata, Aves, Galliformes, Numididae.
UCGCUUCCCGCGCAUGCGCGCGGCGCGGCCCGGAAGGUGGCCACGUCUGCCGGAAGGUGGGCAUCGCUGGGUUGGGGCUUCCCUGCGUGUGGUGGCCCUGCCUACUCUCGCCGCUCUGCCUGGGCUAGGGGUUCCCCACGUUGGGAGGAGCAUAUGUUCCUGAAGUUUUGAUGUGGAGUUAAUCAGCGGACAUUUAUCAUGUCUUGGCUUGCUGAUCUGGCUGGAAAGGCAGAGGAUCUUCUCAACAGAGUUGAUCAAGGAGCUGCAUCGGCUCUGAGCAAAAAAGAUGCAGCAAGCAAUGCAGUUUAUGAUAACAAGAAUUUGGACUCUGCCAAUGAAUAUUCUGAAUUGUCCCAGCGUACUGGAGAACUGAAAUAUCAGACGUCAUCCAAAGCAGCCUACAUCUCCUCAGCAGCUGAUAACAUUAAAAACCAAAAGGCUACAAUCUUAGCAGGAACAGCAAAUGUUAAACCAGCACGUAGAACAAAUUCAGAAGUUGCUUCUUCAGUUGAAAGUGUUUCCACAUCCAGAGCUUCCUCGCAUUUUGUGAGGAGAAAAAAGUCUGAACCUGAUGAUGAGUUGCUGUUUGAUUUUCUCAACAGUUCUGAGAAAGAGCCUAAUGGAAGGAUGGACUCUAAAAAAGAGAAGAGCAAGGCACCUGUUGUUCAAAAUCACUCUCGGACUUCAAGUGUUAGUUCUGUGUCUACUAGUACACAGAGUGCAAAAACUACUGAAGAUAAUUCUGUCAGGAGCCACAGCAAUGAAACUCCAGACAGCUCAGAUUCUGGACUGGGAACCCAAGUGGAUGGCGCGAAGGAUUCAUCACUAAGUGCAGUAACUAAUCCUAGCCUUUCAGCUAAUGAUGAUGUAAAAUCACAUGAGCUAUCCAACCUUCGUCUAGAGAAUCAACUGUUGCGAAAUGAAGUGCAAUCUUUAAAUCAAGAAAUGGCUUCGUUGAUUCAGAGAUCCAAAGAAACACAAGAAGAGUUGAACAAAUCCCGGGAAAGAGUAGAAAAGUGGAAUGUUGACCAUUCAAAGAAUGACAGGAUGGUCAGAGAGCUUCGAGCUCGAGUCGAUGAUCUGACGGAAGCUGUUGGUGCCAAGGAUUCCCAGCUAGCUGUGCUCAAAGUACGCUUGCAAGAAGCUGAUCAGCUCUUAAGUUCUCGGACAGAAGCUUUGGAAGCAUUGCAGAGUGAAAAAUCACGAAUAAUACAAGACCACAGUGAAGGGAGCAGUUUGCAAAAUCAAGCCCUUCAAACUCUUCAGGAUAGGCUGCGUGAUGCAGACUCUGCACUGAAGCGAGAGCAAGAAAGUUACAAACAAAUGCAGAAUGAGUUUGCGGCACGUCUAAGUAAAAUGGAAGCAGAACGUCAAAAUUUGGCAGAAGGGAUAACAGUUGCAGAAAGAAAGUAUUUAGAUGAGAAAAAGCGAGCUGAUGAGCUUCAGCAGCAAGUCAAAGUAACUAAAAACCAGCUAGAAUCUGCAAAACAGGAAAUGGCAGACUAUAAACAAAAAGCUACUCGCAUACUCCAAUCUAAAGAAAAGCUGAUAAACAGCCUAAAAGAAGGCUCUGGUAUUGAAGGUCUGGAUAGCCAGACUGCAAGCACAAUGGAACUAGAGGAACUGAGGCAUGAACGUGACACCCAAAGAGAAGAAAUACAAAAGCUAAUGGGACAAAUACAGCAGAUGAGAACAGAGCUGCAGGACAUGGAGACUCAGCAGGUAAGUGAAGCUGAGUCAGUGAGAGAGCAGCUUCAAGACCUACAAGAGCAAAUAGCAGCACAUAAAAUGGCCAAGCAGGAGGCAGAAGCUGAACUAGAACGGCAGAAGCAGGAACUCCGUUAUACUGAGGAAGAAUUAUAUCGAACAAAGAAUACUUUGCAAAGCAGAAUAAAAGACAGAGAGGAAGAAAUUCAGAAGCUCAGAAAUCAGCUCACAAACAAGGCUUUAAGUAGUAGUAGUCAAACUGAAUUAGAAAAUCGCCUUCAUCAGCUGACAGAAACACUUAUUCAGAAGCAGACCAUGUUAGAGAGCUUGAGCACAGAGAAAAACUCACUUGUCUAUCAACUGGAACGGCUUGAGCAUCAGCUGAAGGCUUUCCAAGGCAGUAGUACUAAUGGGCCUUCUAUUAACAUGGCAGGAAUUGAUGGUACCGAAGGUGCUCGUAUGCGUAAUGUUCCUGUCCUUUUCAGCGACGUGGAUACCAACGUGGCAGGAAUGUAUGGGAGAGUUCGCAAAGCUGCUAGUAGCAUAGAUCAGUUCAGCAUUCGGCUGGGAAUCUUUCUAAGGCGGUAUCCUAUAGCAAGAAUCUUUGUAAUAAUUUAUAUGGCAUUGCUUCAUCUUUGGGUCAUGAUUGUUCUGCUUACUUACAGUCCAGAAAUGCAUCACGAUAGCCCCAGUGGCAGAUAGACUGAGACACGACCGUAUGCUGUGCUAAUGUAAUUUGGAUUGGCAGUGUAUUUAGGAUCAUCAGUCCAGAUAUAUCAGCAAAUUUCCUCGUGGUGUUUACAAAGAAUGAAAACCAUCAUGCCUGAUUUAUCACUACUUUUUAAAUACACGUAUAAUACUACGUAGCUUUACCGAUUUACCUAAAAGAGCAUCACUUUCCUGGUGAAAUAAACAUAUUAAGUUAAGCUAAGUUUAGCCUUUACGUUUUACGUAAACCUUCUCAUGGUUAGUGUAAAAGAUUAGCUUGCAUCUGUAGAGAUAUGCAAGGAUUUCUGAAGUUACAGAUAAACAAGGUACAAACUAUUUUAGGUAAUACAGGAUGUGGGCUAUGGUCAGAUAGCAGCCUGUACUUAGCAAUUACAUAAACUUUAUUCUUUCUGGGUUUCUUUCAGUCCUAUUUUGCACUUCUGUUUUUAACUUUGUAAAUAGCAGGCUUUUCCUUAACUUGUUAAACUGAAAAAAAAUGACUGGAUCGGUGCAAUAUCUUUUUGUAAAUACAUUGAAAAAUAAAAUAUUAUACAUUCUUCUUAGCUUUGUACUUCUAGUGCAACAGAUGUAUUCCUCUCAGCUGAAUGGUGGGGCUGCCUAUUUAAAUGUUGGUACCAGAGCUUUAUCAGAGAGAGACAAACGGAGACAAAGGAAGGUUCAAACUCUUGAGGGAAAAUGGUAUUUCCUUUUCCACUUGGGAUUUAUGUAUUUUAACGACAUUUUCUUGUAUACCUCUUAUUGCUAUAUGUCUUAAUCUUAUAUUCACUGAAAUAUUUAUUUUCUGUAACUUUAGAUACCUAAAUUAAACUAUUUCCGUGAUUUUUGUAUAAUGUCAAAAAA